Myripristis murdjan (pinecone soldierfish) is the source of this 2082-nucleotide messenger RNA. RefSeq names its product TELO2-interacting protein 2-like. Gene Ontology annotation, cellular component: cytosol; nucleus; TTT Hsp90 cochaperone complex. The transcript is spliced from 10 exons. Bases 156 to 1721 code for a protein of 521 amino acids. NCBI's taxonomy places the organism in Eukaryota, Metazoa, Chordata, Actinopteri, Holocentriformes, Holocentridae. The record is from RefSeq and is a predicted model, not a curated record.
AGCCGGACGGUGUUUGAACGCGCUCGGUCCGUCCCGGUAAGCUGUCCGUCAGCAGCAGCGGCCACGAGCAGCGACUCUUCCCUCAUUAACGUGAAUUCACGUCAUCAAAUCAUUUUGUUCACGUGCACGUCCGCAGGUGAGCAGCGCAGCUCAGGAUGGAUCUGUCCUCUCUGCUCCAUCAGCUCACCCUCCCUCCUUCAUCAUCAUCAUCAUCAUCAUCAUCAUCAUCAUCAUCAUCAUCACCGCCGGAGAAGCCCCGCCCCCCACAGCUCCCUCCUCCAAUCACAGAGGUCCUGGCUCGGCUGCAGGAGAAGCUGAUUGGUGCAGAGGAUGAAAAAGCCUCGGACGUUCUGAUUGGCCAGGCGGAGCAGCUGUUCCGCACGGCCGAUCCCGAUUGGCUGUUCCGUCCGGACCCGGCCAAUCAGGCGGCGCUCGUCGCCGUGGCCUCCGCUCUGAUUGGCCGCGCCGCUCUGCCGCUCUGCGAGCCGGACGCCCCGCCCCCCGCCUCCGGCUACCGGGACGUCCCGGAGCGAGCGCGCCCGGUGUGCUCGGCGCUCGCCGCCCUGCUGGUCAGACUGGGACGGUGUCAGAGCGAGGCUGGGGGCGGGGCCUCGCGCUCCCUGCUGCACGCUGUGGCCCCGCCCUGCUUCGUGUUCGCUGUCACUCACCUGCAGGUGGCGCCGUGGACGAGCCCGGCCUCCAGACAGGCUGCAGCCGGCCUGCAGGGGGCGCUGCUGAGGGCGGGGCGCUGGAGAGACCCCGCCCACUUCCUGAUGGGGGAUGAAGAGGAGGGGGAGGGGACGAGCAGAGGCAUGCUGGGAGGCGUCCUGGACGUCCUGCAGCCCCAACUCAACAAGGACACGUGGCAGCGCUCUGAGGCGGUGAAGUUUGUGUUCUCAUCGACGCUCCUGCAGGUGAGCCGCCCCGCCCUCUCCCCCCACCUGCCCCGCCUCCUCCCCCCCGCCCUCCUGCUCUCAGACCACUACAGACCGGAGAACUGCAUGCUGGGAGUUCGCUGUGUGCACCACAUAGUGCUCAACACGCCUGCAGCAGAGCUCCGUCAGUACAACAGAGCAGAGGUUCUGUACCAGGCCCUGUACAAACACCUGUACACCACUGAGGCCUCCGUCAUACAGCUCGUCCUGUCCUGUCUGCUGGACCUGCUGCUGGUUUUGGAGAAGCCCCCCGCCUCGCUCGCCCCCGCCCGCCCCCCCAGGAAGCCCUGUCGCCAUGACGACGUGCUGCGGCUGCUCCUGACCCACAUGGAGGCGGAGAGCAAGGUGGCGCUGCGGCGCGUCUACGCCACCGCCCUGCCGCUCUACAUAGACAGGAUGGGCGUGGCCGUGUGCAGACACCUGAGGCGGGUGGAGCGAGUGCUGCUGGGAUACCUGGAGGUCGGAGACCCUCCGGACGAGACGAGCCGAUUGGCCGCUCUGACGGCGCUGCAGAGAACUGUGGAGGUCGCCUGGCCCAGGAUGGCCGGCCGGGUGUGUGUGUUGCUGCGCUGUCUGCUGCGGCUGCUGCUCGACGUUUCCUCCGACUGCGAGCCGACGGCUGCAGCCCGACAGCAGCUGAUGGAGCAGAGCCGAGUGUGUGUCGCCCUGCUGGACCGCUGCGCUCACACACAGCUGCAGUCUCUCUUGCAGCAGGUGGACAGCAGCUGCGUCAGCCCCGACGUGCUCAGCUGCUUGGCGACAGUAACCAUGGAGACACCGAGGUGACGCCGCACACCUGGAACCUCACACACACACACACACACACACACACUGCCACUCUGAUGUUGCCAUGGUGACCAGGACCACAGACGGACGGGUCGGAGGGGUUGUGCCUGUGACAUCACAGCGUCCCGGCGACUCAGGACGCCGUUUAAAGUGACUCAGCAAAAUGGCUGCUGCUCGUCUUCAUGACCGUGUUGUGAACGAUUUAAAAAAUCUCCAUGGCAACGAGCCGUUCAGUCUCAAACAAGAUAAAAACAAAAAUCUGCCGGUGCAGGUUCACAUGUUCCAGGUUUGUGUUGUUGCUGUUUGUUUUCCUGUUUUUCUGUUUUGGUCAAUAAAAAGCUGCUGCACGUGGUUCACCUCA